AUGGGGUUUCUUACGCGACUUGGCCUUCGUCGCAGCAGCAUUUGGGAGCCGUACACUAUUCUAGACUAUCUGAUAUCGUCGCCGUUGAUUUACUUGAGCAUCAAAUUCUACUACUUCAUUCUCUUCCUUCGAGGAUGCCCAGUCCAAGCUCCCAAGGAUAAGCCUGCAGUCCGUCUCGUCUGUAUCGCUGACACCCACAGUCAGACCGUGGCAGUCCCAGAUGGCGAUAUCCUAAUCCACGCAGGAGACAUCACGCACGCCGGAACCGUUGCCGAACUCAACACUCAAUUUGACUGGCUUCGUUCCCAACCACAUCCAGUCAAAAUUGUCGUCGCCGGGAAUCACGACUACUGCUCGACUUUGCAAAAGGUUAAGGGGCGCAAGCUUCAUAUUUAUGGUGCGCCGUAUAUGCCCAAGGUUGAUGGCUACAGGUUCGAGUAUACUGAAGCCACUCAACCUUGGUCAGACAAAGUUCCGGUCGAGACAGAUAUCCUGGUCACUCAUUGUCCUCCGCAACACCACCGUGAUCUCUAUCAGGGAUGCCCGCACCUUCUGCGCGAAGUCUGGCGUGUCAAACCCUUGGUUCAUGUUUUCGGCCAUGCGCAUUGGUAUCAUGGCACUGAAGCUGUCCUUUUUGACAAAUUCCAAGAGUCCUAUGAGCGCUUGCUCUCUCAUCCCCGUCGCGGACUGAUCGAGGACUUAAUCCCUAGCCAGAAAUGGCUUGAUGUCCUCCUAUUCGUCUACUAUGGUAUCGACGGUGUUUUGUUGUCGUGGCUACGAACCAGUGCUGGUGGUGAUCGGGGAGCAUGA
Messenger RNA from Clonostachys byssicola, 810 nucleotides. The record is from the annotation of a GenBank genome assembly. NCBI's taxonomy places the organism in Eukaryota, Fungi, Ascomycota, Sordariomycetes, Hypocreales, Bionectriaceae.